CCCUGCCCGGCCUGCCCGCGGGCACCUCGCCCCCUCGCCGGGGCUAUAAAACGGCCGCGCCAAGGGCCUGGAAAACGCAGUUUGCCGCUUCGUCAAGCGUGACCCCGCCGCCGCCGCCGUCUUCUUCCUCCUGCCGUUUUCAUCCUCUUCGUCCCUCCGUAGGGCCGGCGGAAAACCCAUGGCGUCCAACUACGUGGACACGACGGGCGAGGAGGGCCGGUUCCACGGCCCGCACCACCACCACCACAGCGCCGGCACCACCCCGACGGGCGCCGCGGCGUCGCCGCGCGCCAUGCGCCGGAGCUUCUCGUCCGCGUCCUCCGGCGGCGGCCACAGCCACGGCGGCGGGGCCAAGUGCGUGUGCGCGCCCCCGACGCACGCGGGGUCCUUCAAGUGCCGCCUCCACCGCACCAACUCCCAGGGCCACGGCCACGGCCACCCGCACCAGUCCCCGCCCACCUCCCCCGCCGCCGGCGCCGCCGCCGCGCCGGCGCAGGGCGUCCCGUCGUCCUCCGCCUCCUCCCGCACCGUCGAGGCCCAGUGAGUCGUCGCGGACCAAGAAACCCAAGAAGAUGGGCGAGGAGCAGAGGAAGAGAAGAAGAAACCCAACAAGAACAUGAUCGAGCGUCAGUGGAAGGGAGCCUAUUAGUAUUCCCCUUGCUGUGAUCCGUGUUACCGGAAGAUUUUUGCUUUCGCCUUUCGCGUUUUCUCCUGUCAUUUCUGUGUGGGAUCCCUCGGUUUCUGCCCGCUUGAUUCCCCGCCUGGCUCCCCUCCUUCAGAUGAUGAUGCUCCAGUCCAGCUCCUCCUUGUCCUUGGUUCAUCCCCUUCUACCUCCUGCCCUCCUGGAUCGCCAGCCGAGAGACGGUGAAAACGGAGGCCCUGUGUAAUUAAUUACCGCCAUUUGCCAUUCUAGUAUUGGAGAUUUGGAGUACCACCCCUUGUUGUGAUGUCUGAGAUCUUGCGCAGAGAUUGCAGAGUGUGAUGGCUUGUGCAAGGAUUGGUGGCGUGCUGAUUGAUGCUCAUUAAUGCCGCGGUUGGAUU
Molecule: messenger RNA, 1041 nt
Organism: Panicum virgatum (switchgrass)
Lineage: Eukaryota; Viridiplantae; Streptophyta; Magnoliopsida; Poales; Poaceae
Product: protein doublesex-like
Exons: 3
Coding region: 179-544 (121 amino acids)
Source: RefSeq, a predicted model, not a curated record